UUCCAAACUUAUUGUUUUUGUUUUUGAUCAUAAAUGACCUAAUUAACACUCUAAUUUCAGUCAACCAUCUUCUCCAAAAUUUUCGAUUCAACGCACUCAAAUUUGUUUUCCGAUUUGAGUUUACUCAUUCAAUCAUGGGGAAUAUGAUCUGCUGCUGCUGGUUUCAGAGAAGACGUAGGAACAAUACUACUCCGGCGACGGAAACGGCUCCUCUUUCACCCACUAAGGAACUUCCAGCAACUCGUUGUGUCUUCGCCGCCGCGACGCCACCGUUUCUAAACCCUAACCCUAAAAAUUCUUACCAGUAUCCAGAUUACUGCCAUCCUCCGCCUCCCCAAAGUUCUCAUCCUUUGAUUCCCGGCGGUGGAUCUCCUCCAUACGUCGGCUACCAGAAAGUCGUCACGAUUCAUAACCCGGUCAAUGUGAAGAAGGAGACUUUAAGGCUCGUACCCGACCCGGAGAAUCCGAACCGCCUUCUCGUCUCCUUCACAUUUGAUGCAUCCAUGCCCGGAAGGAUCAAAAUCGUUUUCUUUGUAAAGGAAGAAGUAGCAUGCGAUCUUAUAUCAACAAAGGAAGAUACUUUGCCUCCAAUCUCAUUUGAUUUCGGAGAAGGACUUGGUCAGAAGUUCAUACAACCAUCUGGAACGGGUAUAGACUUUACUGUAUUUGAAGAUUCCGAGCUUUUCAAAGAGGGGAGAACAGAUAUCUAUCCGCUGGCUAUUAAGGGGGAGGUGGAAGGAGAGUUAGGUUCCAUGAAUGCGCAGAUUACUCAAGUGACGUUUGCGAUGGGGAAAGAAGAGAUUAAGAUAGGAGUGGUGAGGCAGAGUCUGUGGACGAAUGGGUGUAGAUAUGAGUUGCAAGAAAUCUAUGGGACGGGGAACGAGGUUGAUGAUGAGGGAAAGGAAUGUGUUGUAUGCUUGUCUGAACCACGUAAUAUAACUGUUCUUCCUUGCAGACACCUGUGUAUGUGCAGCGGGUGCGCCAAAGUGUUAAGGUUCCAGACAAAUUUGUGUCCAGUUUGUAGACAGCCUGUAGAGAGGCAUUUGGAGUUUCAGGUAGACGGUAACAAGUAACAAAAAUGGGAGGAAGUAAAGAUGGAAACGAACAUAUUUAGUUAAGCAAUCGAUUUAUGUUAUAUAUGCCAUUCUUAUUCCAAACAUAAAAUGUUAUGGUUCAUAUUAUCUAUCUAUCUCUCUUAAGUGGAAACUGAGUUCUUAAA
This is a messenger RNA of Capsella rubella, 1219 nucleotides long. RefSeq names its product probable E3 ubiquitin-protein ligase LUL1. Gene Ontology annotation, biological process: protein ubiquitination. Gene Ontology annotation, molecular function: ubiquitin protein ligase activity. Lineage: Eukaryota; Viridiplantae; Streptophyta; Magnoliopsida; Brassicales; Brassicaceae. The transcript has 3 exons. The record is from RefSeq and is a predicted model, not a curated record. Bases 135 to 1073 code for a protein of 312 amino acids.